GCCAUCCUCUUCUUUCAACCUGUCGCAAACUCGUGAGGAGCCACUGUACUAGCCACUUCGCCAUACAUCGAGCCACCCGUACUUCUGGCAAACUUACACCGACCUGCAGUGUCUCUGUUCUAGGUCUCUCAGGCACCGCGAACCAGUGGACUUACAAAAUGACAUACUACGGUGAUCAUGCACCCAGAGUUACUACUACAGUGAUUACUUUGAUGACAAUUGCUUAUGUGGUCUUCGGCUUGCGUCUUUACACGAGACUUCAGAAUAAGGCUUGGGGCAUGGACGACUGGUGUAUGACGACCGCAGUAAUUCCCUUCACUGCAUUAACGAUAGCAUGUCUGGGAGGUUCCUUUAGAGGUGUUGGAGUGCACGAAAGUAGAAUGACCCCGGAGCAAAAGACUGUGGGUCUCGAGUACUUCUUCUUCUUUGAGAUAUUCUACUGCGCUGCUAUCAUUCCCAUCAAGCUGAGCAUUUCCUUCAUGUUGAUGCGCAUUGCUACGGGAAGACGGGUGUAUAUCAACAGCAUUUAUGCCAUCUCGACCAUGUUCACAAUCAUGAACCUCAUAGCAUUCUUGUACAUCAUCUUCCAGUGCAGUCCUGUUCAAUAUGCAUGGAACACUUCCAUCGUGGGUAAGUGCAAUCCUGCUAAAACUCUUGCCGACAUAUACUAUGCUACCACGGCUGUAAAUAUUGUAACGGAUUGGUUCUCUGCUAUAUUACCAAUACCACUACUCUGGAACGUCCAGCUCAACCGCAAUGCAAAGCUUUCCGUCGGUUUCAUUCUGGGUCUUGGUGCACUCGCGAGUUUAUCUGCUUGCAUCCGUCUCUUUUACACUGUCAACCUGACUAAUUCACAAGAUUACCUUUUUGGUGUCUCCGAUGUUAUGAUCUGGGGAUACGCAGAAAAUGGCGUCGGCAUGAUCGUCGGCUGCAUUUCCACUCUCCGCCCCCUGUUCCGGCGCCUCCUGAACCUCGGGGGCGAAUCAAUCCCUAAACGCACGCCCAACUUCCACACCAUGUGGCCCAGUAACAAUGUGCGAUCCGGCGGGCAAGACGAAGAAUGGGUAGUCUUAAGCGAAACGGAUGACACGAUGGCGAAAGCUAGGAACUCGCAUGCUCCGAUAAGGGGCUCGGAGAGCAAGGAAUGUAUUCUGGGGAACGAGACUACGAAAACGGGCUCGCAGGACUUUACGCGUCCGAGGGAAGGGUCGAAACUUGAGAGUCGUGGGUCAUGAGUGCGAGUGGGUAGGAAUGGAAUGGCAUGUUUUAUAUAAUGAUUGGCGGCCGGGUGCACCAUUGCUCUACACGUAUUUCCUUGUAUACAUAUCAGAAAUCAGAAUCAGAAUCUUAGGCUGCGCAACGAGUACCGGCGGGGCGGAUAAUGAUCUCGAUGGGUAACCCGCGGAUUAUCUGUCGGCGGGGCGGGUAUCCAAAUCCUAGAUGGGUAACCCAUGGGUAAUUUGCCGAUUAUCUGCGGGUGCCCACCUAUUUACAUCUUGUAUAAUAUUUCAUAAAAUUAAUAUAAACUACCUAAGCUUGGAUCA
Botrytis cinerea B05.10 is the source of this 1544-nucleotide messenger RNA. RefSeq lists its product as hypothetical. The record is from RefSeq and is a predicted model, not a curated record. Bases 159 to 1235 code for a protein of 358 amino acids. NCBI's taxonomy places the organism in Eukaryota, Fungi, Ascomycota, Leotiomycetes, Helotiales, Sclerotiniaceae. The transcript has 7 exons.